CAACAUAAUGGUGAUAUGAACUCAAUGACUCACAACGCUACUUCUUAUCUGCAAUCAUUAACUAUCAAUCAAGAUUUGGUAUUCAAAGCAUUAAAGAGACUAGACCAAAAAAAAGGUGCCGGUUCAGAUGCAAUACCGCAUGUAUUUGCCAAAAAAUGUGCUAAGGAAUUAUGUUAUCCAUUAACUGUUAUAUAUAAUUUAUCACUUAAACAAAGUAUUUUUCCAUCAGCUUGGAAGGAGUCGAUCAUAGUUCCAAUUCCUAAAACGGGCGACGCGAAUCUGAUCAACAAUUACCGACCUAUAUCAAUCCUAUCUGUUUUUGAUGACCUUAAAAUUCUGAGAACAAUUAAAUCAACCACUGAUAGUACUCUUCUCCAAAAGGACAUAAACUCUUUGGCAGAAUGGUGUAACAUCAACAAAAUGAAACUUAACUCAGAAAAAUGCUACCAUAUACGAUUUAGCAGACAUAGAAGUAGAGGCAUUAUUGCACCCAGUUACCAGAUUAAUAAUCAUAUCUUAGCAACAGUAGAUAAAAUAAAAGACUUAGGUGUUUAUUUCGAUGCAAAACUUAAUUUUCACGCCCACUUCAACAAUAUAAUUAAUAACGGUUUCAAAAUGUUGGGCUUUUUACUGAGAACUUGUAAAAAUUUUAGGAACCCUCUCACAAAAAUUACCCUCUUUAAUGCCCUAGUCAGAAGCAAAUUAGAAUAUUGCAGCGUAAUAUGGAAUCCAAAAUACAAGAUUCAUAUUAACAAUAUUGAACGCAUUCAAAAAAGAUUUUUGUGGCAUCUAGCGUAUAGUUGCAACGUAGCCAAAAAAAUUCGUAGUUACUCAGAACGUCUUGAUUAUUUUAAAAUACGAACACUUUAUCAGAGGAGGAAGGUUUUGGAUCAGGUCUUUUUACAUAAAUUGGUGAAUGGGUCAAUCGAUUGUGCGUCAUUGGUAUCUCAGCUUAACUUUAAAGUUCCAGUCAGAUUGCCUAGAAAUUCUAAUAAUAUGCCGUUCCAUACAAAAUUCCACAAUAGUAAUCUAGGCCAUUAUUCAGGCAUUUCUCGCCUUACCAAAGAAUAUAAUAAUAUAGUUUCUGGCAAUAAUAAGACUAUUGACAUUUUCUCAAAUACUGUACAUAAAUUUAAAAAGGAAUUGCUCUCGAUUGAACCUUUGCCAAAACCCAGUUGAUCAAAUGUAGUUUUCUUUUAACAUUAAUUUGAUUAUUUUGCCGUCAAAAUUGGAUUUAUGUUUUAUGUAUUAUGUAUAUGUGUAUUUUUUACCUAAUCUGCAGUUAGCUGCAGACUGUGUGUCUUAGAUUUGGAUUUAAUGUUGUAUUUGUUAGUGGUGGUUGCCUAUAAUUGUGACAGCACUAUGUCUACGAUUGUAAUUACUUUAAUGCUUUUAUCUCUGUAUCAGUGUAUGUCAUGUUGGUGAUCCUUAAUGAAAUAAA
Messenger RNA from Colias croceus (clouded yellow), 1441 nucleotides. RefSeq lists its product as uncharacterized. NCBI's taxonomy places the organism in Eukaryota, Metazoa, Arthropoda, Insecta, Lepidoptera, Pieridae. The record is from RefSeq and is a predicted model, not a curated record. The transcript has 2 exons. Bases 16 to 1179 code for a protein of 387 amino acids.